CGUCCCUGAUCUAACUACGCCCGAUCAGCGCUGGCCCGAUAGCCUGCGCAUAAAUGCGCUGGUUUCGGUGUCGUCGAUCGCAGUGGAACCGUACUGAAAAAGAAGAUCGCCGCCAGCAUCCUGUUCCCUAAACCCCACAACAUCUGCCCAAGCCACAAGCUUCUCGGCGGACGUUCCGAAGAUGCAUCGCGUGCUCAACAGUCUGCCAGCGAAGGCGUCGCGCUGCCUCGGCGCGUGUCUGCUUGCCGCGAGCAGACGCCAAUCUUUUGUCGCGUGCCGAUGGGGCGGCAGCAGCACUGCGGCGGAACCGACGGAACCCCGGCUGCUUACGUCCUCCUUCCCGGGGCCCAAAUCAGAGGCCCUGAAGAGCGAGCUCAACGCCAUCCAGAAUACGGGCGCCGUGCAGAUGUUCGUGGACUACGAGAAGUCGAUAGGAAAUUACUUGUACGACGUGGACGGCAACGCCUUCCUGGACAUCUACACGCAAAUCUCGUCGCUGCCACUCGGCUACAACCACCCGGCCCUCGUGGCGGCCGUCAAGAACCCCGCCAACGUUGCCACCUUCGUGAACCGCCCGGCGAUGGGGAUCCUGCCUCCGAGCGACUUGGUGUCCCGUCUCAAGAAUGCGCUGCUGUCCGUCGCGCCUUCGGGUCUUGCCGAGGUGCAGACGAUGGCCUGCGGGUCCUGCUCCAACGAGAACGCCUACAAGGCCGUGUUCAUCAACUACAUCGCCAGAGAGCGCGACGGCAGGGCGCCCACCGAGGAAGAGCUGCACUCCUGCAGAUUCAACAAAGUCCCAGGGAGCCCCAGGCUUUCUCUGCUGUCCUUCGACGGCGCCUUCCACGGCCGCACCUUCGGGGCCCUGAGCACGACGCAUUCCAAGGCCAUCCAUAAACUGGACGUGCCGUCCUUCGACUGGCCCAUCGCUUACUUCCCGCAGUACAGGUACCCCCUAGAAGACUUUGAGUCGGACAACCGUAAAGAGGACGACAAGAGCCUGGCCCACGUCGAAGAACUCUUCCACGUGUACCGCAAGAAGGGCCUUCCCGUGGCCGGUCUGGUGGUCGAGCCAAUCCAGGCCGAAGGUGGGGACCGCCACGCCUCGGACGACUUCUUCCGCCGUCUGCUCAAGCUCGCCAAACAGAGCGACGUCCUUUUCAUCUGCGACGAAGUCCAGACCGGCUGUGGUCCCACCGGUCGGUUCUGGGCUCACCAGCACUGGGGUGCGGAGGAUUCCCCCGACUUCGUCACUUUCAGCAAGAAGAUGCUGACCGGCGGCUACUUCUACAAGGGCCACGUCCGUCCCAAGGAGUCCUACCGCAUCUUCAACACCUGGGUUGGUGACCCGACCAAGCUGCUGCUCGUCCAAGAGGUCCUCAAGGUUGUGAACAGUGAGGAGCUCCUCAGGAAUGUCGUAGAAACAGGGGACUACAUGAUGAAGGGGCUGAAGGAGAUUGGGAAGCGCCAUCCAAACUCCUUUUUUAACGUCAGGGGUCGCGGAACCUUCUGUGCAGUGGACCUACCGACGGAAGCAGACCGUAACAAGUUUGUGCUGGCCAUGCACCUCAAGGGAGUUCACUGCGGAGGCUGCGGAAAUAACAGCUUCAGGAUCAGGCCAGCACUGACGUUCCAGAAGAAGCACGCAGACAUCAUGCUGGACCGCGUCGAGAGAGUUCUUUCCGAUAUGUUCUGAGCAAGCAUGCUGCAUUUUCGUCUUUUCAGAGUAUGCCCCAAGGGCCGUUGUUGAUGGGAUAUGUUCCAACGCAUUUGAGCCUGGGAGGACGCGACAAAACUCCAACCACUGUUUCCACCUCUCUUUCCGACCACAUCUCGAAUUGGUCUAAAUGUUUCUCGCCUAUCGACCUGCCUUUUUGGCAUCUUGUUGUUGAUGUUGACCAGUUGGUGUUGUCAUUUGUUCAUUGUUAAUUGACAGCACAGAGGAACAAGUGACUGAGGAGGUCUUGAAAGUUGCGAGAAGAGCGUCAGCUUGCAGGUCUUAUUACCCUCUUGGCAUUUUACAAGCCGCGAGGUUUACAUGUGGUAAUGCAAGCAUGCUAUUUUUAACCAGGCCAGCUUUUUUUCCCCCAGUUUAUAGGUCCUUGCUAUUACUGCUUCGAGGCUUAUACCGCCAAAAUAUUUUGAGAGCUAUGCUUUAGACGAGUAUUUUUCCUGCACCAGUUAGGGUUUUUACAGUAAACAAGGCAGGCAUUUGUAAGCAUGCCGAGGGGAAUGGACAGCCAAGUGUAAUGAGGAAUGAAGAAAUGACUGUGUACCUUUCUGCCGAGUAUUACCACUCUCCUGACAUACUUGUUUUUAACAACAGUGUACCACCUUUCUUGUUGUCACAUUCCUUAAAAGUGCCUGCCUAUGUAACAAGCAUGUACGGAAGUUUAAGAAGGUCCACUUGGUUCAAGUAGCAUUGCUAGUUUACACAACUGCCCAGCCAGGUCUUCGUGCAAUGCUUAUCUGCAGCAGAAGGUAGCAGAGCUCAACAGUUGCCUUUCAACCAAGCUGUUGAGUCUGCCAGACCGUUGAGCCCCACUUGCGGUGAUAUCAUCUGCGUGGCAUACAUUUGAAAUUGUUCCUCUAUGUUGGGUAGCUUACGCAAACAGAUGUUCAUAUUAGCACUUGUGUUUUAAUUUAACAUCUCGUUUUUAUGUAUACAUUUAACAAAUGUGCAGUAUAUAUUAUUUGUUUGUAACCUUGUUACUUAUCCCGGUGGUUACAUUGUUAUUGCUCAGGGGUGUCAAAUGGAUAAAGAGCACAAAACGAACAGAAAGAAAACAGACAUGUACAAGUACAUGUCUGUUUUCGUCCGUCUGUUCGUUUUGCGCUUUUUUACUGUUCCAUCUGUUCCAACACGCUCGUCACAAUCCUCAUCUGUCUUAUGUCAUUCUGAAAACUAGUGCGACUGAUUUUGUCCAGAACUGGAUCGAGCGCAUUUUAAUAUUUUAAGGAAUAAAGGUUCAAUAUCUGUCCA
Ixodes scapularis (black-legged tick) is the source of this 2980-nucleotide messenger RNA. RefSeq names its product 4-aminobutyrate aminotransferase, mitochondrial (gene Gabat). Gene Ontology annotation, cellular component: mitochondrion. Gene Ontology annotation, biological process: GABA catabolic process. The record is from RefSeq and is a predicted model, not a curated record. Gene Ontology annotation, molecular function: pyridoxal phosphate binding. The transcript has a single exon. NCBI's taxonomy places the organism in Eukaryota, Metazoa, Arthropoda, Arachnida, Ixodida, Ixodidae. Bases 182 to 1693 code for a protein of 503 amino acids.